This is a messenger RNA of Aspergillus homomorphus CBS 101889, 777 nucleotides long. Its product is annotated as gamma-glutamylcyclotransferase. The record is from RefSeq and is a predicted model, not a curated record. NCBI's taxonomy places the organism in Eukaryota, Fungi, Ascomycota, Eurotiomycetes, Eurotiales, Aspergillaceae. The coding region runs from base 1 to 777 and encodes 258 amino acids. The transcript has 5 exons. Gene Ontology annotation, molecular function: gamma-glutamylcyclotransferase activity; glutathione specific gamma-glutamylcyclotransferase activity. Gene Ontology annotation, biological process: glutathione catabolic process. Gene Ontology annotation, cellular component: cytoplasm.
AUGGGCUCGGCUGAGCAAGGGAGCGAGACUCCCACAGACGGUCGGACGUGGCGCAACUACUUCCCUAAAGGCGACCUCUGGGUGUUCGGAUACGGGAGUUUGAUCUGGAAGCCACCGCCGCAUUACGACCAACGGGUUCCCGGCUACAUCAAUGGCUACGUACGGCGCUUCUGGCAGGUACUAUCUAGUACCGACCAUCGGGGCACUUCAGAGAACCCUGGGCGAGUUGUGACUGUGAUCGAACGGGAAUUCUGGGAAACGCUGGAUGAUCCGCUGGCGCACCUGGAAAUCUCCCCCACAGCCACGGUCUGGGGCGCUGCAUAUCAUAUUCCUGCCUCCCAUGCUGAGGAGGUGCAUGAUUAUCUUGAUGUCCGAGAGAUCGAUGGUUACACUGUUCACUACACCCCCUUUCACCCCGUCGACACCUCCAAGGGCCCGAAUGCGGAGGACUCUACGGCAUUUCCGAUCGUCUGUAUGGUGUACAUCGGUCAGCCAACCAACCCUCAGUUUCUGCGCGAUCCCGCCCGACGAGAACAGCAAGACGUGGCAGAGGUGAUUAGUCGCAGUCAGGGACAGAGUGGUAAGAACACCGAGUACCUGUAUCUUCUGGAAAAGUCGCUGGACGGACUCGGGCUGGGGAGUGCCGAUGUGCACGUCACGGAUCUGGUGCGGCGAGUGAAGGCCAUCGAAAGUGUGGAAGAAUCGGCGGCAGAAGAGGCAAAGGCGGAACGGGAUAUAGAGGAAGCACUCCAUGCAUCAGGCGCGGAGGCUCAGUAA